UAAUGAUGGCGAAUUUCAAAAUGUUUGUUCAGAUGGAUGUAUAGAUGGUCAUAGAGGUCGUCGAUGUUAUGAGCUUUGUGAUUUAACAUGCAAAUCUUGUGAUAGUAAUAUAACCUACUGCGAUUCAUGCUAUGACAGAUAUUUCCUAGGACCGAAUAAAGAUUGUAAAUCAAAGUGUCCUUCCAACUGUAAAACAUGUACUUCUUAUACCGACUGUCAAACUUGUAAAGAAGGAUUCGUCAAUAAAAACGGAUACUUUGAUUGUAGAUAUUUUAAUUGUCCUGAAAAUUGUCAUUGCAAUUCAUCGGCAUGUGUAAUGUGUAAAGAUGGUUUUUUUAACACAAGAGAAUCAUGCCUGAAAUGCCCGCAUAAUUGCUAUAAUUGUUCAACUUAUACAGAUUGUUAUUCCUGUAAAGAUGGAUUUUAUAGUAGUGGAGACCAGAAAGUAUGUUCAAAUACAUGCUACAAGGAUUGUAUAAGCUGUUCCUCGUACGAAAAAUGUUUGAACUGUAAUUCUGGAAAGUUUGGUCGUCAAUGCCAGAAUACUUGUUCAAUUGGUUGCAAAGACAAUGUUUGUUUUAUUGAAACUGGAAAAUGCAAUUGUUUACCUAACUUUGAUGGUGAAACUUGUUCAGACUGUGUACCUGGUUAUUAUGGAUCCUUUUGCGACAAGGAAUGUCCCGAUAAUUGUAAAAACAAUGCAUGUGGAAGAACUCUCGGUAUCUGUACAGAAGGAUGUAAAUCAGAAACCAUGUCUGGAAGUUACUGCGAAAAUUGUAUUGUUGGAAAAUAUGACUUAUAUUGUGAUAACAAUUGCUCAGAAAAUUGUUUAAAUAGAAUGUGUGAUAAGAAGAAUGGUACAUGCUCUGAGGGUUGUAAAGAUGGUUUCGAAGAACCUUUUUGUUUGGAAUGUGUUCAGGGUACAUAUGGAGAAGAAUGUAACGAGGACUGCCCAGAUACUUGUAAAGAUAACAAAUGUUUUAAACAAUCUGGACAUUGCUAUGAAUGUAUUGAAAAUUAUGAGGGAAUGAUGUGUGACUUCUGUACACCAGGUUUCUAUGGCUCAUAUUGUGAACAAAAAUGUUCCUCAGGGUGCACGAAGAUUUCCUGCAAUAAAAAUUCUGGCAAUUGUAGCCAUGGGUGCAAGGAUGAAUACUCUGGAGAUAAAUGUUGUAUAGACAAUAAUAAUUGUUUAUAUUGCAUAAAUAACACAGCUUGUCGUGAAUGUAAAUCCGGGUUCUUUGGUCAAACCUGUAAUCAGAAAUGCAGCGAUCUUUGUAUCAACAAUGUCUGUGAAAGUAUAACUGGUAUUUGCACAAACGGAUGUAUAGCUGUUUUAGAUAAUCCAAUUUGUGCUGAAAGUAAAGAAAAAGAAAAAGUUGAAAACACAAAUGGUUCAAAGGACACGUCGUUAACUGCUGUUUUUGCAGCUCUUUUUGCUAUUGCAACCGUUGCACUAUGUGUGUUGAUAUCGAAGAUGGUUCUAGAGAAAUUCUUUACAGCAAAAAGAAGACGAGAGGAUACUAUGGAACUAAGCGCCGCAACCGAAAUGCAGAAUAUCUCAAAUACUUAUGGAAUUGUAGAAAACGAAAACGUAAAAUACGAGACACUGGAUGUAACGCAAUGUACUGAUGAUCACAUGUACGACUCAGCAAACGUCCAUGGAUUGGGAGAGUCAUCAGAUUCUUCUGAAUCAGUGCUAGUGUCCGACGAACUCUGUAGGACCUGUUACGGUGGUGUUGGCAGAUGGCUGUGUGUAGGUGGUACUCUGUGUGUUGUUGAUGGCCGUGCCGGCGUAGGUGGACUUUAUCUGUUUCAGGUCUUAGUUGUCGUGUGUGUUCUAGGCUAUAUUGACAGAUAUUUUGUCUUUGGCAAAUUGAACCAAAGUUGUGUUUCACAUGACAGUAGCUGUAGUGUAUGCUGUGCUAGUUCAAAAUGCGUUAAGGAUAAAAUUUUUCAAAAUAAUUGUGUGGAUGGAUGUAUAGAUGGCCAUAGAGGUGCUCGAUGCUAUGAGCUUUGUGAUUUAACAUGCAAAUCUUGUGAUAGUAAUAUAACCUACUGCGAUUCAUGCUAUGACGGAUAUUUCCUGGGACCGAAUAAAGAUUGUAAGUCUGAGUGUCCUUCCAACUGUAAAACAUGUACUUCUGAUACAAACUGUCAGAUUUGUAAAGAAGGAUUCGUCAAUAAAGACAGAUACUUUGAUUGUAGAUAUUUUAACUGUCCUGAAAAUUGCCAUUGCAAUUCCUCGACAUGUGUAAUGUGCAAAGAUGGGUUUUUUAACACAAGAGAAUCAUGUAUGAAUAGAUGCCCGAAUAAUUGCUAUAGUUGUUCAGCUAAUACAGAUUGUAAUUCCUGUAAAGAUGGAUUUUACAGCAGUGAUGACCAGAAAACAUGUUCUAACACAUGUCACAAGGACUGUUUAAGCUGUUCCUCCUAUGACAAAUGUUUGAAAUGUCAAACUGGACUUUUUGGACAUAAAUGUCAGAAUAAUUGUUCAAUUGGUUGCACUGAUAAUGUUUGUUCUAUUGAAAAUAGAAAAUGUCAUUGCUUACCUAACUUUGAUGGUGAAAAUUGUUCAGACUGUGUACCUGGUUAUUAUGGAUCCUUUUGCGACAAGGAAUGUCCCGAUAAUUGUAAAAACAAUUCAUGUGGAAGAACUCAAGGAAACUGUAUAGAAGGAUGUAAAUCAGAUACCAUGUCUGGCAAUUACUGUGAAAAUUGUAUUGUUGGGAAAUAUGGCUUAUAUUGUGAAAAUAAUUGCUCGAAAAAUUGUUUGAAUGGAAAGUGUGACAAAGACACUGGUACAUGUUCUGAGGGUUGUAAAGAUGGGUUCAAAGGACCUUUUUGUUUGGAAUGUGUUCAGGGUAAAUACGGAGAUGAAUGUAAAGACGACUGUCCAGAUACAUGCAAAGAUAACAAUUGCGAGAAACUGUCUGGGUAUUGCUUCGAAUGUAUGGAACGUUUUGACGGAAUAAUGUGUGAUUUCUGUAAACCUGGUUUCUAUGGCUCAUUUUGUGAACAAAAAUGUUCCUCAGGGUGCACGAAGAUUACCUGCAAUAAAGAUUCUGGUAAAUGUAGCCAUGGGUGCAAGGAUGAAUACUCUGGAGAUAACUGUUGUAUAAACAGCAAUAAUUGUGUAUAUUGCAAAAAUAGCACGGCUUGUCGUGAAUGUAAAUCCGGGUACUUUGGUCAAACCUGUGAUCGGAUAUGCAGUGAUCUUUGUAUCAACAAUGUUUGUGCGUUGAACACUGGCAUUUGUACAGAAGGGUGUAGAGCUUCGCUGGAUGAUAUAAUUUGCGUCCACAAGGCCGCAAAAUCACUUGAUGAUAACCAAAGUUAUUCCAAUGGCACUUUAAUCACAGUUUUAGGAACACUGUUGGGUGUUACAUCUGUUUCUUUAUGCGUUUUGAUAUCAAAAAUGAUUCUAGAGAAAUUCGUCGCAGCAAAAAGGAGGAAAAAAGAGGAAUCGACUACACUUAUUGGUAUUGAAAGCGUUACAGUUGAAAUGCACAAUAGCUCAAAUGGAGAUGAAAAUGUUGGAGAUGAAAGUGCAUACGAAACAUUGGAUGUUAGAUCUCUCGAUAAAAACAAGUAUGGUUCAGCAAACGUCCAAACAUCUGAAGAUAAAGCUUCUGAUGAAAAGGAGCAAUAUGUGAACAUGAUGAUUUAAGUCUUCGAGGUGAACAUAACAUCGAAGAACAUUAUGACAUCAUUGACGAUGAAGUGAAAAUUUUGUCUCUAGAUUUGGCAAUAAGUUGUACAUGUGCUGUGAUGGUGUUUUAUUUGAUGAAAUGACAGAUUUGAAGAAUAUAUUGUUCAAAACAAUUCUUUCUUAUGAUAAUUUAAUUAGUCUAAUACAUUCAUGAAUGUCCCAGAUAUAAUGUCCCAGUUUUAGAAAAUAGCUUAUUCGUCAACAAAAUCAGUUUGGCGUUAAAGAGUAAUUGACUAUAAAUGGCACAAUACUUUCUACAAAGAUUUUUUUGCUUACUUGUCUUUAUGUUUUGUAAUCCUUAAUACUCUGAAAAUCCUAUGUACUGUUUUACUGUAUAUAAUACCAUUUAAAAUCUUAAUUAUAUGCAAGAGAGAAAAAAUAUAUUCAAAUAUUGCGUUACAACUCAUUUACAUUUACUUAAAAAU
Messenger RNA from Ruditapes philippinarum (Manila clam), 4137 nucleotides. Its product is annotated as multiple epidermal growth factor-like domains protein 10. The transcript is spliced from 13 exons. Gene Ontology annotation, molecular function: scavenger receptor activity. The coding region runs from base 317 to 3670 and encodes 1117 amino acids. The record is from RefSeq and is a predicted model, not a curated record. NCBI's taxonomy places the organism in Eukaryota, Metazoa, Mollusca, Bivalvia, Venerida, Veneridae.